GUCGGUAUUUUGCACCUGUGGGUGUCAGUGUUACAUUAGAAACCGAGGCCAUAAUGUUCCUCCCAUGUGCAGCUUUUGUUUGAGCCUGACAAAAUCUCGGGCGGCAUUUGGACUGGCGCUCGUCAGCGAUACGUUGUGCUGCUGCAGCAGCAGCAUCCCAUAAUUCGACACGCACACGACUUGGAUUUCAACCCCGAAAUCGGAUUUGUGUGUCUGCAUGUUGCCGUCGAGAGAUGCCGGCCUGCGUUCUUUUUCGUUUCGCUCUGCUUCUGCUGCUGCUGGGGAAACGGGCUUUGGCAGAGAUUCGCUACUCCACCCCCGAGGAGGUUAAAGAUGGAACCGUUGUUGGGAAUCUUGCAAAGGAUUUGGGUCUUGACGUGGGCUCUCUGGUCGAUCGCCGCUUCCGAGUGGUUUCCGAAUCGAAGGAGGCCUUUUUCGAGGUAAACCGGCAGAACGGGGUGCUGUACGUGAACAAGGGGAUCGACAGAGAUGAUUCGUGUCAGGGCGGCGGCGCCUGCCUCUUUGAGCUCAAAGUCAUUGUGGAGAACCCUUUGGAAAUACAUUAUGUCAUGAUAGAAAUCACAGACGUCAACGAUCACGCGCCUGUUUUUAUAGAAAAAGAGCAAAAGUUUGAAAUAGCCGAGCACACGUUGCCCGGUAAACGAUUCAAGCUGCAUGCGGCACACGAUCCCGACGCGGGGAUGAACUCCAUCCGCGCCUACACGCUGACGUCAAACGAGCAUUUUGAAGUCGAUGUUCGCCAGAGCGAUGAGGAGAAAAUUCCUUUUUUGGUGCUGAAGAAAUCUCUGGACCGGGAACAAAAGGCAAAACACUCGCUGCGGGUCACAGCGCUGGAUGGAGGAAAACCCCCACGAUCGGGGACGCUGAACGUGUCCGUUGUUGUGCUCGACAUCAAUGACAACAGACCAACGUUCAGUCAAGACAUUUACCAAAUUACAAUCGCGGAAAAUAUCCCGAUAGGUACUUCAAUAUUUCAAAUGAAUGGUACAGACCCGGAUGAAGGGGUGAACGGAGAAAUCGAAUAUAGUCUCGCAAAGGCUUUGAAGAAAAGUGUAUACGCUGUUUUUGAAAUGGAGAGAUUGACUGGGAUUGUAAGAAUAAAAGGACACGUAGACUAUGAAGAAGAUGAUAUAUUUAAACUCGACAUCGAGGCCUCCGACAGAGGAACACCUGCGAUGACAGGUGAGUGCAGAGUCAUUAUCAAGAUAAGAGACAUGAAUGAUCAUGUUCCAGAAAUAGAAGUGACUUCCCUGUCAAAUACGGUGGCAGAAGACUCCAAACCUGGCACAGUUAUUUCCCUCAUCAGCGUGAAGGAUAGAGACUCGGGUGUGAAUGGCAAAAUGAUCUCCACCAUAACCAACGACGUCCCUUUUGAAUUGAAGCCAUCCUACAAAGAAAACAUAUUUUCGGUGGUGACGAAAGAAUAUUUGGACAGGGAGGAGGUCUCUCAGUAUGAAAUUGAAAUCAAGGCCAGCGACUGUGGUGAACCUCCUUUAUCGAAUGUAAAAUCGCUCAAUAUUCAGAUCUCAGAUGUGAAUGAUAACAGUCCGCACUUUGAAAAGAACCCCCUUGAGUUUUAUUUAACAGAGAACAAUGCGGCCGGGAGUUCCAUUUUCUCCAUCAGUGCAUCGGACAAAGAUAUAAACGACAACGCUGCUAUUUCCUAUCGUAUCGUGGGAGAGAGACGUCUGAAUGACAUCGCAUCUUUCCUCAACAUUAAUCCGGAGACCGGAGAAGUGACGGCGCUGAAGAGUUUUGACUUUGAGACGCUGAAAAGCUUCCAGUUCCAGGUGUCGGCCACCGACGGCGGAAGUCCUCCGCUGAGCGGCAACGUGACGGUCAAGGUGUUCAUUCUGGAUCGGAACGACAACGCUCCGGUCAUCCUGUAUCCGCUCAGCUCCAACGGUUCCGCCCGAGGCGCCGAGGAGAUUCCCCGCAAUGCCAAAGCGGGAGACUCGGUGACUAAAGUCCGAGCCUACGACGCCGAUACGGGAUAUAACGGCUGGUUGCUGUUUUCGCUGCGGCCGCUCGGCGAGCGCGCUCUCUUUUCUUUGGACCGCUAUACGGGCCAGAUCAGAACUCUUCGCCCGUUCACCGAGACGGACGAGGCCGAGCAUCGACUGCUCGUACUGGUCAAAGACAACGGCGACGUUUCGCUCUCGGCGACGGCUACCGUGACCGUCAAACUGGCCGAGCCCAAAGAGGCUUUGGCGGCUUCCGACCACGCGGGAAGCGCGGCCGAAGCGGACCGGCGCGAGGACCGGGUGACUUUUUAUCUGGCGCUGACUUUGGGCUCGGUCUCGCUGCUUUUGGUCAUCGCCGUGGUGGUGCUGAUCGCCAUGCGCUGCUCCAAAUCCGCAGAGUACACGUCCAAAUAUCUCCAAGACGCUCAUUACGACGGCACGCUGUGUCACAGCAUCCAGUACAGAUCGGGAGACAAACGCUACAUGUUAGUCGGACCCAGGAUGAGUGUUGCUUCCGCCGGCGCCCCGGGCAGCCACGCCGGCACGCUGGUGCUGCCCGACGCCAGACGUGCGGCCGCAGGGGAGGUAAGAAUCAUUAAUCUACUAUGUCUUUUUUUUUUUUAA
Messenger RNA from Phyllopteryx taeniolatus (common seadragon), 2609 nucleotides. Its product is annotated as protocadherin alpha-8-like. Lineage: Eukaryota; Metazoa; Chordata; Actinopteri; Syngnathiformes; Syngnathidae. The transcript has a single exon. Gene Ontology annotation, biological process: homophilic cell-cell adhesion. Gene Ontology annotation, molecular function: calcium ion binding. Bases 234 to 2609 code for a protein of 791 amino acids. The record is from RefSeq and is a predicted model, not a curated record. Gene Ontology annotation, cellular component: plasma membrane.